CCGCCUGGUGCAGAGCGCUGGGCGCUGUGAGCAGUGCUGCCAUUUAAAGGGGCCACGACCCCUGUCCAGGCUGCUAGGGAGGGAGGUGGAGAAGGAGCGCGGGGCCUUCGCUGUCUGCAGUUCUAGGGUUGUAGCUGGUACACUAACCCUGCUGCAGUCCACAGCCCAUAUCCACUCAUCCUCAUGGACCCCAGUGAUUUCCCCAGUCCAUUUGACCCGUUGACCCUGCCAGAGAAGCCCCUGGCUGGAGACCUUCCAGUAGACAUGGAGUUUGGUGAGGAUCUACUGGAAUCCCAGACUGCCCCAACUCAAGGAUGGGCCCCCCCUGGCCCUUCUCCAUCCUCGGGAGCUCUGGAUCUGCUUGAUGCCCCUGCUGGCCUGGAUAAAGACCCUGGAGUCCUGGAUGGAGCCACUGAGCUGUUGGGGCUGGGGGGGCUACUCUAUAAAGCCCCCUCUUCCCCAGAGGUGGACCACGGUCCAGAGGGGACCCUUGAGUGGGAUACUGGAGAUCACACCUUAGAAUCUGGACCAGGGGGUCAGACCCCUGAAGUGUUGCCAACUGAUCCUGGGGUGGGGGCAAAUCCCUCUUCACCGGAAGGGCUCCUGGAGUCUUUGGCUCCAGAUACUCCACUAGCCCUGCAGUCCGCUCAUAUUGAAGAGGAGACCACCUCUGUAUCUAAAGGUAGAAGAGGCUCCCCUAGGCAGGAGGAAGAACUUCCCCAAGGACAGCCACAGAGCCCGCAUGCCCUCCCUAGCCCUUCAGUGGGAGAGGCUCUGGGGGACGGAAUCAACAGUUCUCAGACCAAAGCUGGGGGCCCUACCCCCUCUACACACCCUUCCUUACCAGGAGAUGGACUGACUGGAAAGGCGAUUGAGAAGCCGCCUGAAAGGGUACAGAAGAGAAGUGAGCGUGUGCGAAGAGCAGAACCUCCUAAACCUGAGGUUGUGGAUUCCACUGAGAGCAUUCCAGUGUCAGAUGAGGAUUCCGAUGCCAUGGUUGAUGAUCCCAAUGAUGAGGACUUUGUGCCAUUCCGUCCCCGGCGCUCUCCUCGCAUGUCCCUCCGCUCAAGUGUGGCUCAAAGGGCAGGGCGCUCCUCAGCGGGCACCAAGAUGACUUGUGCCCAUUGCCGGACUCCACUGCAGAAGGGGCAGACAGCCUACCAGCGCAAGGGACUGCCUCAGCUCUUCUGCUCCUCAUCCUGUCUCACCACCUUUUCCAAGAAGCCCUCUGGCAAAAAGACCUGCACCUUCUGCAAGAAGGAAAUCUGGAACACUAAGGACUCAGUUGUGGCGCAGACUGGCUCAGGAGGCUCCUUCCAUGAAUUCUGCACCUCUGUCUGCCUCUCCCUCUAUGAGGCUCAGCAGCAACGUCCAGUCCCCCAGUCUGGGGAUCCUGCUGAUGCCACUCGCUGCAGCAUAUGUCAGAAGACUGGAGAGGUCCUGCAUGAGGUCAGCAAUGGCAGCGUGGUGCACCGGCUCUGCAGCGAUUCUUGCUUCUCCAAAUUCCGGGCCAACAAGGGACUGAAAACCAACUGUUGUGACCAGUGCGGGGCAUACAUCUACACCAAGACUGGGAGUCCUGGUCCCGAGCUCCUCUUCCAUGAGGGCCAACAAAAGCGGUUCUGCAACACAACCUGCUUAGGGGCCUACAAGAAGAAAAACACACGUGUGUACCCAUGUGUCUGGUGCAAGACCCUGUGUAAGAACUUUGAGAUGCUAUCACAUGUGGAUCGUAAUGGCAAGACCAGCUUGUUCUGUUCCCUGUGCUGUACCACCUCUUACAAAGUGAAGCAGGCAGGGCUCACUGGCCCUCCCCGACCCUGCAGCUUCUGCCGCCGCAGCCUCUCUGACCCCUGUUACUACAACAAGGUUGACCGCACAAUCUACCAAUUCUGCAGCCCCAGCUGCUGGACCAAGUUCCAGCGCACAAGCCCCGAGGGGGGCAUCCAUCUGAGCUGUCAUUACUGCCACAGCCUCUUUAGUGGCAAGCCUGAGGUCUUGGACUGGAAGGACCAGGUGUUCCAGUUCUGCUGCCGAGAUUGCUGUGAGGAUUUCAAGAGGCUCCGGGGUGUGGUGUCCCAGUGCGAACAUUGCCGGCAGGAGAAACUCCUUCAUGAGAAGCUCCGAUUCAGUGGGGUGGAGAAGAGCUUCUGCAGUGAAGGUUGUGUGCUGCUAUACAAACAGGACUUCACCAAGAAGCUGGGAUUAUGCUGCAUCACUUGUACUUAUUGCUCCCAAACCUGCCAGCGUGGAGUCACUGAACAACUGGAUGGCAGCACCUGGGACUUCUGUAGUGAGGACUGUAAGAGCAAGUACCUGCUGUGGUACUGCAAGGCUGCACGGUGCCAUGCCUGCAAACGCCAGGGGAAACUGCUAGAGACCAUCCACUGGCGUGGACAGAUCCGUCAUUUCUGCAACCAACAGUGUCUGCUGCGUUUCUAUAGCCAGCAAAACCAACCUAACAUGGAUACCCAGAGUGGGCCUGAGAGUCUCCUGAAUAGUCAGUCUUCUGAGUCAAAGCCCCAGACCCCCUCUCAAACCAAAGUGGAGAACAGCAGCACGGUGAAGACCUCAGAGGAAAAUGAGAAUUUGGGCAAGAUCCCCACAAAGACCCGAUCGGUUCCUGCUGCUGCCACCCCUCCUCCCCCACCACCCCCAGCAACACCCCGAAAAAACAAAGCUGCCAUGUGUAAGCCACUGAUGCAGAACCGGGGAGUAUCCUGCAAGGUGGAGAUGAAAUCCAAAGGGAGCCAGACAGAAGAGUGGAAGCCACAGGUGAUUGUGCUGCCCAUCCCAGUGCCCAUCUUUGUGCCAGUGCCUAUGCAUUUGUACUGUCAGAAAGUCCCGGUGCCUUUCUCAAUGCCGAUCCCGGUGCCUGUGCCCAUGUUCCUGCCCACUACCUUGGAAAGCACAGACAAGAUUGUGGAGACCAUUGAGGAGCUGAAGGUGAAGAUCCCUUCCAAUCCCUUGGAAGCCGACAUCCUGGCUAUGGCAGAAAUGAUCGCAGAGGCUGAGGAAUUAGACAAGGCCUCAUCUGAUCUGUGUGACCUCGUGAGCAACCAGAGUGCUGAGGGGCUUCUGGAAGACUGUGAUCUCUUUGGGCCUGCUCGAGAUGAUGUCCUGGCUAUGGCUGUCAAGAUGGCCAAUGUCUUGGAUGAACCUGGGCAAGACUUGGAGGCAGACUUCCCCAAGAAUCCUUUGGACAUUAACCCCAGUGUAGACUUCCUCUUUGAUUGUGGCCUAGUAGGGCCUGAGGAUGUACCUACUGAACAAGACCUUCCCAGAACCAUGAGGAAGGGUCAAAAACGGCUGGUGCUUUCAGAGAGUUGCUCUCGGGACUCCAUGAGCAGCCAGCCUAGCUGUACUGGACUCAACUACUCAUAUGGUGUCAAUGCUUGGAAGUGUUGGGUUCAGUCUAAAUACGCUAAUGGAGAAACCAGCAAGGGUGAUGAGCUGCGCUUUGGCCCCAAACCUAUGCGUAUCAAAGAGGACAUUCUGGCCUGCUCAGCUGCUGAGCUCAACUAUGGCCUGGCCCAGUUUGUGAGAGAAAUCACUCGACCCAAUGGUGAACGAUACGAACCAGACAGUAUCUACUAUCUGUGUCUUGGUAUUCAACAGUACUUGCUGGAAAAUAACCGGAUGGUGAACAUUUUCACGGACUUAUACUACCUGACUUUCGUGCAAGAACUCAACAAGUCUCUGAGUACCUGGCAGCCCACACUCCUUCCCAACAAUACGGUGUUCUCCCGAGUGGAGGAAGAGCAUCUCUGGGAGUGUAAGCAGCUGGGGGUCUACUCUCCUUUUGUCCUUCUCAACACCCUCAUGUUCUUCAACACUAAGUUCUUUGGGCUGCAGACAGCUGAAGAGCACAUGCAGCUCUCUUUCACCAAUGUGGUGCGGCAGUCCCGGAAGUGCACCACCCCAAGGGGCACCACCAAGGUGGUGAGCAUCCGCUACUAUGCCCCAGUCCGCCAGAGGAAAGGCCGAGACAUAGGUCCUGGGAAACGGAAGAGAGAAGAGGAAAGCCCUAUUUUAGAGCAGCGUGAGAACCGCAUGAACCCGCUCCGCUGCCCUGUUAAGUUCUAUGAAUUCUAUCUCUCAAAAUGUCCUGAAAGCCUCCGGACUCGCAACGAUGUGUUCUACCUGCAACCUGAGCGAUCCUGCAUUGCUGAGUCACCUCUCUGGUAUUCUGUGAUCCCCAUGGACCGGAGCAUGUUGGAGAGCAUGCUCAAUCGCAUUCUAGCCGUGCGCGAGAUUUAUGAGGAGCUGGGUCGUCCUGGGGAGGAAGACCUGGACUGAGCCCAAGUGGCAUCUGUCUCCAUCUUUCAUACCAAUCACACAGGGUGACUGGCCCAGGAACCAAUGCUACUACUCAUUUCAAAGGGCUCUGACUGCCCUUUUCUACUUGUCCAUUCCCUGCCUCCCCUAGGAACCUCCUGCUUUUGCCUACUUCCAUACCACUUGACAACCACGGGACUCCAGUCCUCUGUACUCAAGGGGAUGGUCUCCCAGUGAUGGAUGGAACAGAACCAGGCCGUUUUCUUCAUUCUUUAGAGUAAACCCCUUCUCCUGGGGCCAGACUGUGGGUGGAGUGUUAAUAGCUCUGGUGAUCCUUUUGGCUUUGGGCUUCCUGACCCAUCCCACAUAGGCAAAGUCCCUUGUUCCUAGGUUUAGCCAAGGAAAGAACCUAGCUGCCUUCUCUGCCCUGUGCCCUUUCCCUUCCCUACUUUUCCCUUGUGCCACACUGAAAAGUCUUAUGUGAAAGGAACAUUGAGCGUGAGGACCAUUUACUUAAAACAUGGAGCUCGGACACUCUUCCCCUCCUGUGAGAUAACUUGCUGUUGGAACACCCUCAUCACCUUGUGCUCCCUCUCUACCCCUGCAGGCACUGACCCUUGGUGCUGCAAUUAAAAAAAAAAAAACUAAAAAAAAACAAAACUCUCCCAAAUGUUUUCUUUUUCUUAAAGGCAGAGAAUGGUUCUAAGUAUGGGGAAUAGAUUCCUGUCCCCUUGGUUUAUGUGUUUGUUUCUCUCCGCCAUCUUAGGUUGGCAUGAGCCAUGGUGUCAACAUGCUUAGCCCCCUUUCUUUAACUGCCUCCCUUUAGCUCAAUGGACAGACUUCUCAAGGCAAAGACUACCUUCUGACUUGGGUUGGGGCUGGGUUCCCCACUCUUGUUCUGCCCCCCUUGUGAGAGCCAGGCCAUGCCUGUGGGGGCCCCUGGGUUGUGCAAGAUGGGAUUCUGUGGUCAAAGGAUAAGUGAGGAUCUGUGAGUGUGGGUCCUGUCCCCACUACCUAUAUCUUCUCUCUUCCCCAUCUUGCCUUCAUAUAUCAAGAAAGUACAUUGUCCAGCAAAGGGGGUACCCAAAUUCUUUCCCUGUUGGCUUUGCUGUUUCCUGGCCUCCUUUUUGUGUUUUUAUAACUGUCACCAGUUAGCCACUGUUUAAAUUGUAUAUAUUGUUCUGAGGCAUCUGACCUUGUGCUGUAGUGAGAAGCCCACCCUUGUGUUGUAGUAAGAAGCUAUUGUCACAACUAACCUUGUCUCUGCAAUUGUUUGUUUCAAAUAAAGAGUUAAAAUAGU
Erinaceus europaeus (western European hedgehog) is the source of this 5578-nucleotide messenger RNA. RefSeq names its product zinc finger MYM-type containing 3 (gene ZMYM3). The coding region runs from base 184 to 4299 and encodes 1371 amino acids. Gene Ontology annotation, molecular function: zinc ion binding. The transcript is spliced from 25 exons. Lineage: Eukaryota; Metazoa; Chordata; Mammalia; Eulipotyphla; Erinaceidae. The record is from RefSeq and is a predicted model, not a curated record.